Molecule: messenger RNA, 507 nt
Organism: Puccinia triticina
Lineage: Eukaryota; Fungi; Basidiomycota; Pucciniomycetes; Pucciniales; Pucciniaceae
Exons: 4
Coding region: 1-507 (168 amino acids)
Source: RefSeq, a predicted model, not a curated record
AUGGCACCAUCGUCAAGGAAGAAAUCAAAGCCCAACUCAUCAGAACUUGACACUGAACGCACUCUCUUUUUGGAACUCCAUCCCGAUCAUGACGAGCCAGCCCGGUUAUUCGAUGAACUUUGCAAUGUUGCUGGAUUGGAAAAGGUGCGAAAACACAACAACGAACUAGCCCGUAUUUUUCGCCUUUCGGAAAGGACCGUCAAAGAGCAGAGAAAGAUCGCCGGGAACUGGGAAGAACUUACCUCAGGGGAACUGGGAGCUCUUCCCUUGCUCCAGAAGAAACUCGGCCUCACCGUUGGGGCUGAUGGAGUCCACACACUGAUCUCGUGUGCUUACUUCAUCCGAUUCCCCGACCAAACUUCUGAAUUGUCGAAUCAACAGAUGCUUGCUGCAAUUAAGACUUCCACCACUCCUGAAGAAGAGGUACUCAAAGAUACUGAAACGAUCGAAUGGUCAACCGCAAUCGUCCAGAAAGGGGACACGAUCUUAUUGUUCUCCCAACCCUGA